Messenger RNA from Kogia breviceps (pygmy sperm whale), 5005 nucleotides. RefSeq names its product mitogen-activated protein kinase kinase kinase kinase 5 (gene MAP4K5). The record is from RefSeq and is a predicted model, not a curated record. Gene Ontology annotation, biological process: intracellular signal transduction; protein phosphorylation. Gene Ontology annotation, cellular component: cytoplasm. Lineage: Eukaryota; Metazoa; Chordata; Mammalia; Artiodactyla; Physeteridae. Gene Ontology annotation, molecular function: ATP binding; MAP kinase kinase kinase kinase activity.
GUACGCCCCUCCGCCGCCCGCGAGAGAACGUGCGGUGCAGCGGGAGGCGGCGACGGCGCCGGACCUGGAGCGGCCGGCGGGCGCCGGGAAGCAGGACGCUGGCGCCGGCGAGGAAGUAGGUCCCGGGCGCGGCGCUCAACAAAGAGUGGGGCCGCCCCCCUCAGGCGGAGCUGCGGGCAGAGGCUCCAUGUUGGGAAGCGGCGCCGCUCGUCCUCGUUAGCGGGAAUCGGGGCGCCGCGGGCAGAGCCGGCGGGAGCCGGGCCCUGAGCGAAGAUGGAGGCCCCUCUGCGGCCUGGCGCGGACAUCCUGAGGCGGAACCCGCAGCAGGACUACGAGCUCGUUCAGAGGGUCGGCAGCGGCACCUACGGGGACGUCUAUAAGGCCAGAAAUAUACAUACGGGAGAGCUGGCUGCAGUAAAAAUUAUCAAAUUGGAGCCUGGAGAUGAUUUUUCUUUGAUUCAACAAGAGAUAUUUAUGGUUAAAGAAUGUAAGCAUUGCAACAUUGUUGCCUACUUUGGGAGCUAUCUCAGUCGGGAAAAACUAUGGAUUUGUAUGGAAUACUGUGGUGGCGGAUCACUUCAAGAUAUUUACCAUGUUACAGGACCAUUAUCAGAAUUGCAAAUAGCCUAUGUAUGCAGAGAAACUUUACAGGGUCUUGCCUAUUUGCAUACUAAAGGCAAAAUGCAUAGAGAUAUCAAGGGUGCAAAUAUUUUAUUGACAGAUCAUGGUGAUGUAAAAUUAGCUGACUUCGGUGUGGCUGCAAAAAUAACAGCUACCAUUGCCAAGAGAAAAUCUUUCAUUGGCACCCCUUAUUGGAUGGCCCCAGAAGUUGCAGCAGUAGAAAAGAAUGGUGGCUACAACCAACUCUGUGAUAUCUGGGCAGUAGGAAUAACAGCAAUUGAACUUGGAGAACUUCAGCCACCUAUGUUUGAUCUUCAUCCCAUGAGGGCCCUCUUCUUAAUGUCAAAAAGUAAUUUUCAGCCUCCGAAACUAAAGGACAAAACAAAAUGGUCAUCAACAUUCCAUAAUUUUGUCAAAAUAGCACUAACCAAAAACCCCAAAAAAAGACCAACCGCUGAAAGACUUCUGACUCAUACAUUUGUAGGACAGCCAGGUCUCUCUAGGGCCCUAGCAGUUGAACUGUUGGACAAAGUGAAUAAUCCAGACAACCAUGCACAUUACCCUGAAGGAGAUGAUGAUGACUUUGAGCCCCAUGCAGUCAUUCGUCAUACCAUUAGAUCUACGAACAGGAAUGCCAGAGCUGAACGGACAGCUUCAGAAAUAAAUUUUGACAAAUUACAAUUUGAACCUCCUCUGAGAAAAGAAACAGAAGCACGGGAUGAAAUGGGAGUGUCUUCAGACCCAAACUUUCUGUUACGGUGGAAUCCUUUUGUUGAUGGUGCAAAUACUGGCAAAUCAACCUCAAAACGUGCAAUACCACCUCCCCUACCUCCUAAGCCAAGGAUAAACAGUUACCCUGAAGACAACCUCCCAGAUGAAGAAAAGUCAUCAACUGUAAAACGUCGUCCUGACUCAGAGAACAGAGCUCCCCAAGUUCUCAGAAGACAGAGUAGCCCAAGUUGUUGUCCUGUAGCUGAGACUUCCUCUAUUGGUAUGGCUAGCAGUAUCAGCAGGCCUGGAGUGCAUACAGCUAGAUACUGUGAUCUCGGAAAUGGUGAUGGUAUUUCAAAACUGAUUAGUGAAAACACAGAAGGAUCAGCGCAAGCACCACAGUUACCACGAAAAAAGGACAAGCGAGAUUUCCCUAAACCAGUAAUCAAUGGCCUCCCACCCACCCCAAAAGUGCUGAUGGGAGCAUGUUUUUCCAAAGUUUUUGAUGGCUGUCCUUUGAAAAUAAAUUGUGCAACAUCCUGGAUACAUCCUGAUACAAAAGAUCAGUACAUUAUUUUUGGAACUGAAGAUGGUAUUUAUACAUUGAAUCUCAAUGAACUACAUGAGGCAACGAUGGAACAGUUAUUUCCACGGAAGUGUACUUGGCUCUAUGUCAUCAAUAAUACUUUAAUGUCAUUGUCAGGAAAAACCUUUCAGCUCUACUCUCAUAAUCUUAUAGCUUUGUUUGAACAAGCCAAAAAACCAGGACUAGCUGCCCAUAUUCAAACUCAUAGGUUUCCAGACCGCAUACUACCAAGAAAGUUCGCUUUAACAACAAAGAUUCCUGAUACAAAAGGCUGCCACAAAUGUUGCAUAGUCAGAAACCCUUACACAGGACAUAAAUACCUCUGUGGAGCUUUACAGUCUGGAAUUGUAUUACUUCAGUGGUAUGAGCCAAUGCAGAAAUUCAUGUUAAUAAAGCACUUUGAUUUUCCUUUGCCAAGUCCUUUGAAUGUUUUUGAAAUGCUGGUAAUACCAGAACAGGAAUACCCUAUGGUCUGUGUAGCUAUUAGCAAGGGCACCGAAUUAAAUCAGGUAGUUCAGUUUGAGACAAUCAAUUUGAACUCUGCAUCUUCAUGGUUUACAGAAAUUGGUGGAGGCAGCCAACAGUUAGAUUCCAUUCAUGUAACACAGUUGGAGAGAGAUACUGUUUUAGUAUGUUUAGACAAAUUUGUAAAAAUUGUAAAUCUACAAGGAAAACUAAAAUCAAGUAAGAAACUGGCCUCUGAGCUAAGUUUUGAUUUUCGCAUUGAAUCUGUAGUAUGCCUUCAAGACAGUGUGUUGGCUUUCUGGAAACAUGGAAUGCAGGGUAAAAGCUUCAAAUCAGAUGAGGUUACCCAGGAGAUUUCAGAUGAAACAAGAGUUUUCCGCUUAUUAGGAUCAGACAGGGUUGUUGUUUUGGAAAGUAGGCCAACAGAAAAUCCUACUGCACACAGCAAUCUUUACAUCUUGGCUGGACAUGAAAAUAGUUACUAAGCAACAGAAAUUGGUCUCAAAUGACAGGAAAAUGAAUACACUCCAUUGAAAGCAAAAAUAUCUUAAGGAAAUUCGGUACAAACUACACUAUGAUUUGCUUUGUUAUGGGUUAUAUCUCAAAUGAUCUGUACUUUAAGGUAGAAUUCAAUAUUUUCUGUAGCUGGAAACAGCUAUUCUAUCUCUUGCCACUAUGUGGUGGUUUUAUCAAGUUUGCUUAAUAAAAGCUAUGAGACAAAUAGUUCUCUAGUUCCAGGAAACACAGUCUUUUUUAAAAAAAUGUUUGUAACAAGGAUGCCAUGAUAUUUUUAGAUAACAACUCGUGAUUAUCUUCAGAGAGAUAAAUUUAGUGACAGUUUUCUCAUUUUAUACCAUGUUUUAUUCCUUCCUAAUGAACAUAAUUUGAUAAAGAAAUUAUCAGGUAAGACUUUCACUUUUACAUUGGCCAUUCUGUAUGUUUUUGUAAAAUAGAAUAUUUAAUCCUUAUUUAUUAAUCUCUUGCUGGAGUGGUGUAAUGUAUCUAACUUUUAGCAAAGGAAGGUUGCAGAGCAGCUUAAAUUUUUUUAUAAUAUAUAAAAAUUUUGUUUACCUUUUAAGACUAGUACUUUGAGGGUUUAAAGGCUGUGUUUGGAGGUUCAAUACAUACAUGCAAUAUUAUUUAACACAAGUAUUUUGUAAUAUAAUAUCAUCCAGAAUUGCCUUAAAAGAGAAUUUUGUGUUUUCAACUACAUAUAAUUGUAAGGGGUCAUACAGAAGAUAAUGAUGAUGGUUGAAAUAUUGUUAGAAAGAGUGUGUAUUUCUAGAUGUGACUACCGUGUGUAUGUAUUCUUGACAAGCAGUAUAAUAUACCUGUGAUUUUUUUUUACAUUAGGGAUAAUGCAUAAGAAAUUAAUCUUCAUAUAUAUUAUCAUCCCUAAUGUAGGGGGGAAAAGUGUUUAACUGCCUGUGAUAUGUAUUUUACUUAUAUUAUACCAGAGGGGAAACUGUAAAGCAACUACAUGUGUAUUCUUGGGUUUUUCACAUAUAUAGAUCUUCAUUUUGAGUAGGUUUUAAAAAAAAAAAUCUUUAAAUGAAAUUUAAUUCCUGAUGGGAUAGUAUAAAUAAGUAUUAUAAAAAUCAGUAUUCUAAAGAUAAGUAAGGAUUGGGCCAUUCUUGAGUUUUCUUCCUUUCUGCUAUUGUUAGUAUUCAAAAUGAAAGCAUCACACUGGUACCUAUUGUCUUAAUGCAUUUAACAGUUAUUGUUGAGAUGAUGAACAAGGGGGUGGCAAGAGCAGACUAUAGAUUCAUUUUCAGCAGUUCCUUUAGAGGAAGACAGUGUAACUAUCUCAUUUGGUCUUUAGCAGUCCUGUAUAGUAGGUAUUAUCAUCAUCUCCUUUUUUUAGAUGAGGAGAUAAUGGGUUAGCAAGGUUAAGAGACUUAACCCAAUUCACACAGCAAGUUAGUGGUUGAGGCAGACCAUGAGUCUUGUGACUCUGUUCUUUUCACUAUGCAAUAUGCAAACAAUAAAAUAUUAUGCAAAUGAGAUAUAUAAAGUAUUGUCCUUUAAAAAUGCUAUGAUUUCAGUAAGUGUGUUGCUGUUUAUUUUGGGUAUGUUAAAUGGGGCCUCUGGACUGAAGGACACUGGAUACAAUAGAUGGCAGGGGACCAUACUCAAAACAGGAAACAUUUACAUUCUGGAUACAAAGACCAAUAUCCUUCUCCUCCUCUCUGAAUCCUGGCAGCCAGAUCUUCACAUCCUAAUACUGAAGAGUCUUCUCUGCUCCAUCUGGUCAGUGCAAGUGGAAAGACCUAAAAAGAUCCUGACAUCAGAAGUGUCCUGGCUAAACUGCCCAGCUGGAUAACUCUACAGUGAAAAUCGUAAUGUGCCCACCACCCCAUGCAUGCAUCCAGAGCUUGCAGUUAGUCUUUUAGUCCUAUGCUAUUAAAAAUUAUUAAACAGGGACUUCCCUGGUGAUCCAGUGGGUAAUACUCCACGCUCCCAAUGCAGGGGGCCUAGGUUCUAUUCCUGGUUGGGGAACUAGAUCCCGCAUGCAUGCCACAACUAAGAAGCCCGCAUACCACAAUGAAUAUCCCACAUGCCACAACUAAGACCCAGUGCAGCCAAAAUAAAUAUUUUAAAAUAAUAAUAAAAAUAAUUAAA